AUGCCGGACCUCGAAACUAUCCGCUCGAGCAUUGCGCAGCUGCCAGAUGGACCGCCGCUCGUUGUAGCCUUGAUUGGAGGUACAAAUGGUAUUGGAUCGUAUGUAGCACAAACGUUUGCUUCUACGUUUGCAGGGCAUGGAUCUAAACUUAGGGUCUACCUCGUAGGACGCAAUGUUGAGCGAGCAGAGACGCUGAUGCAAUUUGGUCGCGAGACCAGCGCGGGCUCCGAGUGGCGGUUCAUCAGGGCAAAGAAUUUGGCUUUGAUGAAGGAGGUGGAUGAUGUGUGUGAGGAGAUUAUGCGGCAAGAGAAUCAGACAGAUGGGUUCGCCGGCGGACCACCGAGAUUGGAUGCAUUGUACAUGAGUUCAGCGCUGUCGCCAUUAGCACCAUCACCUCUCACGGAAGAAGGAAUUGAUUCGCAAAUGUCGUUGCUCUACUACUCGCGCAUCCGGUUCAUACAGAAUCUCAGUGGGUUGCUUCGAGCAAGCCCGACGACGGCGCAUGUCAUUUCCAUUUUUGCGGGAUCAGUCGAGGACCAGAUCAAGGCAGGUGAGGUGGCGAUUGGUGCGCCGGAGGCAGCAAUCUACAGUGUGACCGAAGUACGCAAGCGGACGUGCUUCAUGAAGACAUUUAUUUUUGAAUCACUGGCCGAGCAGCAUGAGGGAAAAAUCAGUUUUGUACACAUUUACCCUGGACUAGUAGACGGCCCCACUUUUCUAAGUGAGGAAAACCCGCUAUGGUUCCGUAUGUUGUGGAGGGUGUUGAAGCCAUUGGCAAGCUGGUUUAUGACGAGCCCUGAGGUGUGUGGGCAGGUCAUGGUGUCUCUGUGUACGGAGCGGUAUCCUGCAAAGGGAACAUUGACGGGGGACAAGGUUGCGUUGAGUAGUCAGAGGGAAAUGGGAGGGGGUGCUUAUGCAGUUGGCCAGCGAGGAGACGAGAGGAAGGAAGUGAGCUGGGCCAAGGCGCGGCGAGAUGACACUGCAAACAAGGUUUGGGAGCAUACCAUGGGGGUAUUGCAGGGUGCGAGAGAGAACAAUGCUGGUGGGUAG
Molecule: messenger RNA, 1050 nt
Organism: Bipolaris sorokiniana ND90Pr
Lineage: Eukaryota; Fungi; Ascomycota; Dothideomycetes; Pleosporales; Pleosporaceae
Exons: 2
Coding region: 1-1050 (349 amino acids)
Biological process (GO): secondary metabolic process
Source: RefSeq, a predicted model, not a curated record